AUGCCCUACAAGCAGCAGAAGAAGAAUCAUAAUGCCCCUAAGAACGGCUCGCCCCGGAGGGAACAUAAACAGUCCCCUCCGGAUACUUCUCCGCUAGCGCCUUCGACGGUCACAACCAAUUAUCGAGAGAUUCACCAGAAUGAGGCCGAGGCUUUACGCUCAAUUUACGGCGAUGACUUCGAGGAAGUUGAGAACAGGCGUUCAGCCUGGCAGCAAUCUUCCGAUAUUUCGUUCAAACUUCAUCUACACGCUUCUUCGAAUGCCGAGAUCCGAGUUGUGUUGCUCGUUGAAUUGCCAGCAACUUAUCCCAAGACUUACCCGAUACUUUCCUUAGAAAGCCUCGGUCGCCUUCGCCAACGUACACAGUCUAGGAUCCUAGAUAUUAUUCAGCAAAAACCUAAAACUCUUUUGGGCACGGAGAUGAUAUAUGAGAUUGCGGUUUCUAUUCAAGAUGCCCUUGAAGAUGCGGCACAGGCCAAGGCUCACGAUAAGGACCUUCCUAGUCUUGAGGAGGAGCGUAUUGAACAUGAAACAGCGGCUAUCCAGCGGGCAGAGCAGGAGAGACAGGAAGAAAUUCGAAAACAGGAAGCUGCCACGGCAGCAGAGGAAAGGGAACUGCAGCAAUUGUUGGAAGACAAGGUCAGACAGCGUACGAAAGCUCGAAUGUCUAGGCGUAAAAGCCGGACCAGUGGGUUGAAUUUACCCGGUCUUUCCGAUGUCGCAGAAGAUAGCCCAGGUGCCGUUAUUUUCGACCCUCCGCUGGUCAUGAAAGAUGAGCUGAAGCAGCCGUUAACUUUCCGUGCCGUCUAUGGCAAGACACUGCUACAGAGCGCUCCGGACGUAGAGACCUUCACUGUUCGACCGGUGGUUCCUGAAGACCGACUGCAUGCACCCCUCUUGAUCUUGAAAGAGUUCUCCAUCGACGAGAAGGAAUCUGACACUCUGGCAUUCAGAGAGCAAAUGCGUGCCAGUGAAGAUAAGCUAGAAGGCCUGAAAAAAUUACGCCAUCCGAAUCUAGUCGAUUUUAUUGGAUUUACGAUCCAUCGUCCUCUUGGUCCUUCGGAUUCGUGGCGGAUUUAUGCACUUUUCGAGUACGCAAACAAAGGUUCAUUGUCAGAGUUGUUGGAUAUUGUGGGGACCAUCGCCGUUGAUACUCUCCGCUCCUGGAUGAUUCAGCUUCUCGAGGCCCUGGAAUUCUACCACCGCAGCGGAUUCGUCCAUGGGAAUAUUCAUUGCGGCCACGUGCUUUUGUUCAGAGGCCCUUCUGGUGGUACGAGUGUGAAAUUACAAGCCAGCGUUGGGGAAGCCCUUCCCGGUCCAGCAGCUCGGAAAAGAAAUCUCAAAACAUCCCAGUCUCCCUUCUGGAUACCUACCGAGUUAACUCAAGAGGGCGCAUCUCCGACCACAAAAACUGACGUUUGGGACCUGGGAAUAAUCCUUUUACAGAUGGGCUUUGGGAAAGAUGCGUUGUUGCGAUAUACGUCUGUCAAUGCAUUGAUAGGAACACUUCCUUUAUCUCCCCCUAUGCAGGAUUUACUGCGUGAGAUAUUUAGACCUGAUCCAAAAAAGCGUCCAACGGCUUUCCAACUCCAACCGUCUGAAUUUUUCCGUGUGGAUGCACCAUUGGUUCUUCACGGUAGCGCGUCUAGCUCCAUUUCACUACCAAGGCGCCCACGUCUUGACUCCCAGGGAGGGUUGCCUUCCCUCUCUCGAUAUAGCCAAGAUUUCGACGAGGCUGGCCGCCUAGGCAAAGGAGGAUUCGGUGAAGUUGUAAAGGCAAGGAACAAGCUGGACGGCCGAUUCUACGCUAUUAAGAAAAUAUCACAGAAGUCAGCGGCUUCACUGAAGGAUACUCUUUCGGAAAUAAUGCUGUUAUCACGCCUCAAUCAUCCGUACGUGGUUCGUUACUUCACUGCAUGGCUUGAGGAAGGUUAUGAUAGUAUAGACGAGGAUGCGAUCUCAUCAGUCAAUGGUGAAACAAGUUUUGACCAUGAUAGCCAUGACGAAGACGAAAUCAAGUAUAGCAGUACUGGUGGUCUUGAUUUCAUCAGUUCUAGGGGCUAUCCCAAAAUCGAGUUUGGUUUCGAUAGCGACGAAGAGAAUGAUGGGACGCUAUCAGUUUCAGAAAAUGGGGAUACAUUCAAUAACUAUGAGACCACUAGCAGUGCAAGAAGACCAGAGAUGGGCCUUGGUCGUGUGAGAUCAGGUUCGUCAAGCAGGCCGGUUCCCACCACGCUUUACAUACAAAUGGAGUACUGUGAGAAGCAUACUCUGCGUGAUCUGAUACGAAAUGGCCUGUAUGAUGACGUUGACCGUUCCUGGCGCCUAUUUCGGCAAAUCCUGGACGGAUUGAGCCACAUACAUAGCCAUGGAAUUAUACAUCGAGAUCUGAAACCUGAUAAUAUCUUCAUUGACGUUGCAAAUAAUCCACGCAUCGGCGAUUUCGGUUUGGCAACCAGCGGACAGUUCACGACUGCCGUCCGCUCGUCUACGGCAACUAAUUUCGAGGAGAGCUUCACACGCAGUCUUGGCACAACCUAUUAUGUUGCUCCUGAAAUGAAGUCUGGGUUUAAGGGGCGCUAUAAUGAGAAAGUUGAUAUGUAUUCUUUGGGCGUCAUCUUUUUCGAAAUGUGCCACCCACUGCCCACAAAUAUGGAACGAGACGAAACGUUGAGAAGAAUACGGGAAGAUAAUCAUGCUCUUCCGCCAACGUUUCAGCAGUCGGAGAAAGUGGUGCAGGGAGAGAUCAUUGAAUCUCUUUUGAGCCAUGUGCCAGCUGAGCGUCCAUCGGCCAGUGAGCUUCUUCAGAGUGGUAAAAUCCCUCUUCAAGUCGAAGAAGAGACGUUCAGGCGAGCUAUUGUACAUUUACUGUCCGAUCCCAAUUCACCCGACUACAAGAAAAUCCUUUCAGCGAUAUUCUCCCAAUCGCUUCCGAAAUUCGAAGAUAUUGCCUGGGAUAUGGACUCUCGCGGGACACCAGCGGCUAAUGAACUGCUGGUGCAAAGUCUGGUAAAAGAACGUUUGACGUCAAUAUUCUAUAGACAUGGGGCCGUUGAAACUCACAGGCAGAUGCUUUUCCCGCGAUCUCAUCAUUACCAGAAUGAUGUCGUGCGACUGCUCGAUUCUUCAGGCACCCUGCUUCAAUUACCUUAUGAUCUGACUCUCCCAAAUGCCCGUGCAAUUCCACGACAGGAUAGAUCCUUAGAGAAGACGUUUGCAUUCGGCACAGUCUACAGAGAGUCUUCCCAUGGCGGUGAACCAAGGACACAUAAAGAAGUGGAUUUCGAUAUUGCAUCUCACAAUACACUGGAUUUAGCGUUGAAAGAGGCGGAAGUAAUUAAGGUAUUGGACGAGAUUAUUGAAGAAUUUCCGCCGUUGAGAUCCGCUCCGAUGUGUUUCCUGAUAAAUCACUCCGAUUUGCUUCAACUCAUCAUGGAGUUUUGCAGGAUAAGUUCUCGUCAGAUUCCACGUGUUAAGGAGAUCAUCAGCAAGUUAAACGUCGGAAAAUGGACGAUGCAAAAGAUCCGUAGCGAACUUCGUUCACCAGCCGUUGGUGUCGCGUCAACUUCACUAGAUGAUCUCGCCAGAUUUGACUUCAGAGAUAAUCCGAGGCAGGCGCAAAAAAGAUUGCAUGCAAUCAUGGAGGGCACCGAAUUUGCCGAGAAGCUUGGACCUAUAUUUGCACGUUUGAACUUGCUGGUCGCCUAUUUGCAAGGGUUCGAAGUUAAGAGGAAGGUCUACGUGAAUCCCCUUGGAAGCUUGAAUGACAAGUUCUUCAAAGGUAGUAUCCUUUUCCAGUGCGUCUUCGACAGUAAACGACGGGAUGUGUUUGCCGCGGGUGGAAGAUAUGAUCGAUUGAUCCGGGAAUUCUCUCCGAAAGUUCUGUCGAACCAUACCCAGGCUCAUGCGGUGGGUUUCAACCUCAGCUGGGACAGACUAAGCUCUUCAAUGCUCGAAUAUUUAAAAAGCCCUAUGAAGACGUCUCUCAAGCCUCCUGAAGAGACAGGGACUUCUUGGAGGACUCGAAGGUGUGAUGUGCUUGUCGCCAGCUUCGAUGCUACAGUGCUGCGUACUCUUGGUGUCAAGAUUGUUCAAGAUCUAUGGGCAAAUGACAUCAGUGCAGAGCUUGCAGUUGACGCAUCUUCACUUGAAGAGCUUCUUUCGAAAUAUCGAGAAGAUAAUCACAGUUGGAUCGUGAUUGCAAAGCAGGAUAGUAAGGAACGAGGCUUUAAGGUAAAGAGUCUUGUUCGCAAAGAGGAAUUCGAUUUGAGGAGCUCUGAGCUCAUCACUUGGCUUCGCUAUGAAAUACGGGCGCGGAAUAGUCGUGAAGGCAUAACUGAUACUCCAAGACCGCCAAAAUCAUUCAGCCCGCAUGACUCGAUGGCCGCAAACGAGCGAGUUAACGAUGUGCGCAUUUUGGUGUCGCAGCAUCGAAGUAAGAAGACAAAUAGGAGGAAUAUUGUUGAGUCUGCCCUCCUUCGCUCCCGCGAGGUCGUCGAGAAAGCACUGAAUGGUCCUAUUGCGGCGAUUGAUACGCGGGACGAUGUACUUGAAGCCAUUCGGGACACCCGUCUAUCGGAUCCCGACAGCUGGCGCACUGUUAUACAGAACGCACCUCUCACUGAGCGAAAAUAUCUCACUCAAGUGCACGAACUACUUUGCGAUCUUGCCAAUGAAAGUCGCGCAGGUGGUGACGGCACGGAAACUUGUUCGAACGCUUUUAUAUACAACUAUCGUACGGGUUCUUGUUUAUAUUAUGACCUUGGAGGUGCAGUGGAUAGGUGACGCAGAAGUAUAGGUCGCAGACGACAGAUCUCACACCUCGGCAUGGGGCCUUUUAUAUUUAUCCAUUGGUUUAGUUGUUUUGUGUAUAUCUUAUAAGCGAGUUUAAUGUCUGUUACGCUUUAUGUGCAACGAGCAAAGUCACGAAUACCACAUGCUUGAACGAAGGAUUUUUGAGGUAUCACUUGCUAUUAUACAUGAUAGAAAAUGGACGAUCGAUAAACUAGUCACUCUCAUCGUCACUCCCGUAUGAUACUAACGGCCCUCCAGAGGGUCGAGGCGCUUGUGUCGUUACACGCCCUGACAGUCCAUUUAGUGCAGCAACAGUUGAACUGGAAAAUAUGCCACCUUGCACUUCUUGCGGAGUCGCAGCAGCAGAUGCAGCUGGGGGUGCUGAUUCCAUCAGCAAGGGCUGGCUUGAUCCCUCAAGCUGGGCGGUUUGCUCAGCGUUCUCCAGCUGCUUCGAUCGGGCAUACCACACUUCAUCAGGCGGCUCGUAGCCAUCCAAACCAAACGUCCCCUCUAGCUUUUUCCUCUUCCGCGCCUCUGGAUCCCGACCCUCUAGUUCCGCGACAAACUCCGCCGGAAGAGCCCUCCGCACGGCUUCAGCGGCCUGUUCCUCCAACCGCCUCGCCUCACGCUUCUGGGCCAACGGGUUCGGAUCAACCGUCGCCCACCGAACGUUGAGAAUCUCAUUGUGAUCCAAACUCUGGUGUGCCAUAGCCUCUUUCGCAAACUGCGCAUUCGCCUCAUUGGUGUACGUGACGAAGGCAACGCCGCGAGAAGUAAGCACACGGAUGCGCUCGAUCUGGCCCCAUUCGGCGAAAUGACGCGAAACGACCUCCUCAAUAUCAUCGGUAACAUGGAUCCGACCAACGUAGAGCGUUCUAUUCUGCCGCAUAAACGAACCAACACCGCCCAUGUCAUCGCGGUAAUCGCUGAACUUGUCCCGUCCGAAACAAUCCACAUUCGGAUUGAACAAAUCAUGCAGCAUCGGCAGACGGUGCAGGUACUCGCAUUCGUGGCCCUUGGGGCAGAGACCCCGCGCGAAAAACAAACAGAAGUAUGAUCCGGGCACUUUGUCCGCGCGAGUAUACCCACUGUCCUUCGCGACGUUGCAGCGUGAUGGCGCAGCGUGUUUCGAGAGGUAUUUGUCCUCGCGGUCUCCGCCGGACCACUUGUUGUACCAGAUGUUGAAGACCGUGCCGGUCUGUGGGGGUGGUUCUGAUUUGACCUGUUCGGGGUCUACCUGGGGUCGAGCUGGGCGUCGCUUGCGGCGAAUCACCUUUUUAGUCUUCUUCUGGACGACGUCCGUGUCAGCGCCUGCGACGGCGAUGGUGACGGCAGUCUCUGAUGAAGGGUGUGUGAGGGCAUUCUCAUCGUUGGGUGUGCCCUCGAGAUUGUGUUGUUGCUGGGGCUCCACGGUCCCCGUCUCUGAACCGAUAACUGCUGUGUCUGCCAUGGCUGCCGUGCUCUGAGAAG
Molecule: messenger RNA, 6264 nt
Organism: Monascus purpureus
Lineage: Eukaryota; Fungi; Ascomycota; Eurotiomycetes; Eurotiales; Aspergillaceae
Source: the annotation of a GenBank genome assembly